This is a messenger RNA of Nicotiana attenuata, 880 nucleotides long. RefSeq names its product upstream activation factor subunit UAF30-like. The coding region runs from base 1 to 429 and encodes 142 amino acids. The record is from RefSeq and is a predicted model, not a curated record. The transcript has 2 exons. Gene Ontology annotation, cellular component: nucleus. Lineage: Eukaryota; Viridiplantae; Streptophyta; Magnoliopsida; Solanales; Solanaceae.
AUGUCUACUCAUCCACAUGCAGCUUUCAGGGGCUGCAGGUUUUUGCUUGAGGCAGCAAAAGCCACAACCCGAUCCCCCAAAGCAGCAUCUUCUUCUGCUUCCAAGAAUAAGGCUGCUGCUACAGCCUUGAAAUCGUCGACAUCAGCAGGGAAGCAGGGUCGUUCUCCUUCAGCUCGACCCACUGGUAUUUUAAAGGUAACCCCUGUUUCGCCCACACUUCAUACCUUUCUUGGAGUUUCUGAGACUUCUCGGGGCGAUGCUGUCAAGAAAAUCUGGGAUUACAUCAAACUCCACAAUCUUCAGGACCCCAUGAAUAAGAGGGAAAUCAAUUGCGAUCACAAGCUCAAAAUACUAUUUGGAGGGAAGGACAAAGUGGGGUUUCUAGAGAUUUCCAAGUUGCUCUCUGCUCAUUUCGUGAAGCCUAACUGAAGUAGUCGUUAAAAUCAUCCAUGCUUGACUCUUGAUAUUGUACAUAAACUACUUUGACUUCUAGACAUUAAACUCUGAUUUGCAACUUGUUUGCUUAGUUUGCUAGAUGGACAUCUUGUAUAAAGUAAAGUAGGAAGAAGCAGAAAGAGUAGCGGCUUAUAAACAAUGUAUGUUCAUUUCUUACUUCAGUGAAAUGUAAUGAAUGUUUUUCCUGUAUCUUCCAUUGUAUACAUAAGUGACAGUUAAUGAAACAUGAUAACAAAGAAUUUUCAACAGCUCAUAGAAAGUUAUGUCUUUCUUCAAUCUUACUGCUGAUUAAGAUUGGAAAGCAUAAUAACAAGCAAUCAAGCAUAGGGGUAAUUCAUAAAAGCCUUGAGGAAGAUCUCAUUAAUUGGCUCACAAUGUGAUUACGAACAAUGCUAUCCAUUUGCCACAAAUAAUGCAUUUUGAU